AUGGCUUCACUCGCAGUCACGGCCUUCGCCGCCUUAUCGUCGACUCCCAAGGUCGAAGAGGUCCUGUCGGGAAUCUUUGGCAGCAUCAGCUUGACCGCGUGGAUAUGCCUCCUCCUUCCUCAACUCCUUACCAACUACAAGUCGCAAAGCGCUGAUGGCUUGUCCAUGGGCUUCCUGAUUAUCUGGUUGAUUGGGGAUGUGACAAACCUCAUGGGCGCCCUCUUCACCCACCUCGCCCCGACAGCCGUCGCCCUUGCAACCUACUUUUGCUUCGCCGACCUCGUUCUCAUCUCCCAAUGCGUCUACUACAAUACCAAGAACGCGCGCCGCGCAUCCUCCCGCCGCCGCAGCUCUGCGCCCGUGACAGCCACUGGCGCGAACCCGACUGAGGCGAGGGAAGACGAGCCCCUCCUGCCCGCCUCCGCCCAGCGUCGCCGUAGCUCCUCCGCCGCGGGCCUUCCCGGCUCGCACCGCCGUCAGGGCCUGCAUGAGGAGAGCUCGCUGGACCCCUUGCGCAAGAUGGUCACGGGCGAGGACGACACUCCCGACAGCAACCCGUGGCUUCAUAACACCCUGAGCAUCCUGGCGGUCUACCUCGUCGGCGCGGCGGGCUGGUUCCUCUCGUACAAGGCCGGCGCAUGGGAUACCCCCGGCGGCGACGACAGCGGCAGCAGCGGAUCCCCCGCCGCGGCAGACGGCACGUGGGAGAAGAUUGGUCUGGCGCUGGGCUACUUUAGCGCCGCGUGCUACCUCUGCGCGCGUAUCCCGCAAAUCAUCAAGAACUACCGGGAGAAGUCAUGCGAGGGGCUCGCGCUGCUGUUUUUCCUGCUGUCGCUGACGGGGAAUCUGACGUACGGGGCUAGUCUUGUAGCGUUUAAGCAGGACCGGGCGUAUCUUUUGAAUGCGCUGCCGUGGUUGAUGGGGUCGCUGGGCACAAUGGUGGAGGAUUUUGUGAUUUUUGGGCAGUUCCAUCUGUAUGCGCCGCGCGGAGGGGAGGGGAAGAGGGAUGAUGAGGCGUAG
Messenger RNA from Colletotrichum orchidophilum, 1020 nucleotides. RefSeq lists its product as uncharacterized. Lineage: Eukaryota; Fungi; Ascomycota; Sordariomycetes; Glomerellales; Glomerellaceae. Gene Ontology annotation, cellular component: fungal-type vacuole membrane. The record is from RefSeq and is a predicted model, not a curated record. The transcript is spliced from 3 exons. Bases 1 to 1020 code for a protein of 339 amino acids. Gene Ontology annotation, biological process: basic amino acid transmembrane export from vacuole.